Messenger RNA from Sporisorium graminicola, 1683 nucleotides. RefSeq lists its product as uncharacterized. The transcript has a single exon. Gene Ontology annotation, molecular function: protein binding. NCBI's taxonomy places the organism in Eukaryota, Fungi, Basidiomycota, Ustilaginomycetes, Ustilaginales, Ustilaginaceae. The coding region runs from base 1 to 1683 and encodes 560 amino acids. The record is from RefSeq and is a predicted model, not a curated record.
AUGCGUGCUCUUGCUUUUCACGGAUUGCUCGAAGAGGUUCAGGCCAUCCACCUGGACAUGCUCGCCUUUGGAUUCGAGGAAUGCAUCGACUCGCUCAACCAUCUACUCCAAGCAGCCAUUGUCUGUGCGGACGAACAGGCGACGGCUGCCACGCUCGAAAGCAUCUUCGCCCUUCAACCUUCAACCUCUUCCUCACUCGAGCGAUCCGAAGAGCUGGCCAAAGUGCUCCUUGGCGAUGCUUCCAGCGGCACCACUCGUGCAAAAGCUGUUCGCAUCCCCGGGCUCACCUUGCCCAUCGAACAGAUGCGCAAUUGGACCGCAACCACGUUUGCACAUGUCGUCGACUGCGCCUGUCAGGAUCACAACCUCGAGUAUGCUCUUUUGCUUCUCUCCACGUGCUAUCGACUGCAACUAUCGCUCCCGCACGACACACUAUCGCGCCUCAUCAGCCUCUGCCUCCAUUGCGGCGAGUUUCGGGCUGCGCUGGAGCUGGCCGACCUCAUGGAACAAGGCGGGCUGGUCUACCGAGAUUCUUCUUCAGGAUCUCACACAGGCUUGGAUAGGAGCAACACGCUACGAUCGGAAGCACGAGGUGGCCAGGUCUCUCGUCGCUUGCCUCCCAGUAUGUGGAUGGCGGUACUGCGAUCCUGCGCUGAGGGUGGCUACUUGCCAGGUGUCGAACUCGCCUGGUCCAAAGCAGUGACCCAAGGUCUGCAAUCUCCAGACGAUGGCCUGCUGCAGCUCAUCCUCGCGCUAGCGGCCAAAGAGGGGAGUGCGCAGAUGGCGCAAGUCUGCCUGCGACACAUCGAUCCGACGUUUGACGUCUCGGACACUGCGUCUGCCUCUUUCCGCUUGACUUGCACGGGCGAACCGGGAUCGGCACGGAGGGUGUCGGCGUCGUCCAAACGCAUCGAGGUGCAGGAAUGGCACUUGGCGCCGCUGUUUGAAGCGCAGUGCAGUGCGCACGACUACCCGGGUGCAAUGCGCACGUUACGCGCAUACCAUGCUCGGGGCUAUCACAUUACGGACCGCACCACGUCGAGGAUCAGCACGUCGAUCUAUCCGGAUAGGGCGGCGCUGCAGCUCGCGCGGGAUGCACUGACGCACGCGGCGACUGAUGCAGCCGUGGGGACGCAUCCGUCGAUUGUCAAUGCGGUGCUGAGUGCCGCCGUAUGGCUGGGCGACCUCUCGCAGGCGCUUGAGAUCUACCACGCAAUGCCGACCUACCACACGUUUGCUGCGAGCAGCACCAGUGGCGGGCAGUCCUCUGCGCGCCACGCGCGUGACCGCGUGUCGCCGGACCUCGCCACAUUCAACGCGCUCCUCAGCGGCUGCAUCGACGCGGCCGACUACCACACGGGCGUCGACCUGCUCCGCGACCUCAACGCACUGCAAAUCCGCCCCGACGUCGUCACGUUCGAACGCAUGGUCAUCCUCUGCCUCACCCAGCCCACGUACGACGACGCCUUCGGCUUGAUCCAAGAGGCCAAACACAAGCACAUACUCCCCAGCCGCAAGAGCUACGAGGCCCUCGUCCGCAAGUGCUUCCGCGAACACGACCACCGCUGGCAAACCGUCCUCGCCGACAUGUCCGACCAGGGCUACCGCCCCAGUCCGCGCCUGCUCCGCGAACUCGACCUCGACCCGGCUACCUUCGUCUCCAACUCCAGCCGUUCGCGGUAA